CGUACGCUUCGACAGAACUUGUUAUUCUUUUAUUGCUACUUAGUGUGUGCCCUACGGCGGCGCGGCACCACAAUACGAACGUCACUAUUACAUUUUUUUUUUGCUUCGUGCGUUAUUUAUUAUUAGAGACAUAUUUUAAUGCAGUCAGCGAAGGCAUAACAGCACAACACAUUUAUAAUUGUCGAGCUAAAAAGUUCCCGUAUACAACAAAGUUCUAUAUUGAAUCAACAAUCGGCAAACGGUAGAGGGUAGAUGGGAACCACAUUCACGUAAUUCACGCAUUUCGAAUUCGAAGCUCAUGUACGUUCCACCCUAAUCGAGUAUUGACAUGAUAUCUACCAGUAAAAAGGAAUUCUUGUUCGUCGAGCACUUUUGUUGUUGUGUCAGUGUAAUGUUUGUCGUGCUUGAAGACAGUUGCUCGAUUUUUGUCUCGGAAUUUCCGUGAAUUUUUCCGUGAUUGACAAACAAAAAAUUAUUUGGAAGGAUAUUUUUUGCUCAAAAAAAAAACCCUCGAAGGAAUUUUGUUUAUUUCGAAAUAUUUAAAGAAGGGAUUUAGGAGGUGAUUUAUUGCCCACGUUGUAAAAUGUGUGAAAUAGAUAAACUGUAGAUAUUUGUGAAAAAGUAAACAAGAGAUAAAAUUGAUGCAGUCAUGCUGUCAUUUUGUUAUUGAAGCUUUAUAGAGACUUGUUAGAGACAUCAAUCGAAAGUGUUGUCGUUGUCGUCGCCGUCAGCAGAGAUGAUAAUUAAUUUCAAGUAAUUAGCGGUUAAUGUGUCACUAUGGAUGAUCUGGAGGACGUUGCGUGGAUUGUUUGGUGUGCUUUGUUAUCGGCGUUACUUUUUUACAUUUUGGUCCAAACAGUCCGUUACUGCGCCAAAAUUGCCAAAGCCCGAGGACUUAUUUCCGACACAAAUCCCGACGUAAAUGCCAGCGAAGAUUUUACAUCGCCCGUCUACACAAUUUCCUCACGUACGAUGCCAUCAAUCGAUACGAUAUCGACAACCGCAAGUAACAGAGAACUCACAAGUCGAAGUAGUUUAAAUAUUGAUAGUGCUAAUAAUAACAUGGAAAAGUCAGCAGAUGGUCUCCCGACAUAUGAAGAAGCGUUGCGGAUAAUGAUGACUCCCACGUGUCCCGUCAUGGAAUCGGCAAACUGUAACAGCCAAAAUAGUCAGAAAUGUGUAGCAUGAAUGGAAUUUCGUACAAAUUGAUUAAUUUGAAUUGUCUCGAGAAUGGCAAUCAAAAUUAUUGCCAGAGAACUGAUAAAAUAUUUACCUACAUAUCGAUAUGUGAUACAGACAAAAAAAAAUAUUGUACUUGAGAGUAUUAUUAUAGAUACUUUUUAUAAAAAUUAGUAGAGAUAGCAGAUAGGGAACACCUCUAUGAAUAAAUAAAUAAAUAUUUUUGUUAAUUAUUUAA
Molecule: messenger RNA, 1417 nt
Organism: Culicoides brevitarsis
Lineage: Eukaryota; Metazoa; Arthropoda; Insecta; Diptera; Ceratopogonidae
Exons: 4
Coding region: 778-1188 (136 amino acids)
Source: RefSeq, a predicted model, not a curated record